Toxotes jaculatrix (banded archerfish) is the source of this 1871-nucleotide messenger RNA. RefSeq lists its product as uncharacterized. Lineage: Eukaryota; Metazoa; Chordata; Actinopteri; Toxotidae. The coding region runs from base 467 to 1576 and encodes 369 amino acids. Gene Ontology annotation, biological process: regulation of transcription by RNA polymerase II. Gene Ontology annotation, cellular component: nucleus. The record is from RefSeq and is a predicted model, not a curated record. The transcript is spliced from 4 exons.
AACUGUUUGUGUGAGCUAAAAGGACGUGUUGUGUCACGGUAGAAUGAAUAUUUGCUCCACAUUUUGAUUUGAGGCUAUGCUGCGGUAACGUUAGCAAGUUAGAUAGUUGGUUUAGCACUGUCGAAGACACCCACGCUGACGUUUCUCUCUCAUGUGUAAAAUUCUCAGUAGAGCAGCACGUAAGCUAAAAUAAAGUGUUUUUUUCAAGCAUUUCUUGCGUUGUUUUCAACGCCCAAAUCCGUUGCAUUAAACGUAGUGCAAUAACCGAAAUCUUCUGUUGAAAACUCGGUCAAACUUUGAGACGUAUGUUUUAGCAAAUGAACCCUUCAUAUGCUGUAGCGUUUGAUGUGAAUUGGUCGUCCUGUUUUUUCAGUUAACGACAUUUUGCAUAGGCAGCGGUACAUUUUCCUCUUUACAUAGCAAGUUAUUUUAAUUGCCUGUAUUUUGGAUUGUUGAUUGAGGAAUAAUGUUCCACUGUAAAUUUAGUGGGUGUGUUUAUGUGUCUGAUAACGUUAGUCACUUUAUUAAGCACAUAAAGCUGCACAGUAACACUCACAAUUAUCGCUAUAAGUGUGGUGCGCCUGACUGCACACAAAUGUACCUCAAAGCUCCUGUUCUACAAACGCAUAUGUAUAGAGAGCACAAAUCAGUUAGAUUGCCAUGCAAAAAAGUGGACACAGUCUUAAAGUGUGUGGCUCACCCUUGUGCAUUCAAGUGUGAUACUGUAACCUCUCUUAUACAGCAUUUGAAGACACACACAAAAGAGGGAUUGGAAAUCAAAUGUCCAUUCAGAGGCUGUGACUGCAGCUUCACAGUUUCAUCUAGUUUUGACUCGCACAUUUCCAGGAAGCAUAGAGGCAGACAAGUAGAGGAUCUAACUGAUUUGAUUCUACACAAGUCUGUUCCCACAGAGCCUGAGCCUGAGCCGGGGCCCUCAUGUUCAGAGGUUUCUGAUGAACAAAAUGAACAAGACAUUUCUUUUGCUGUUGAUGAAGCCCUAUUCCUACACAGUCUAACACUUCUCUACUUGAAAUUACAGGCCAAGUUAUUGUUACCAGCAAGCACUAUUCAAACGAUCAUUGAUCAUGAACUCAGCCGUCAUCCCAAAAUUGAAGAAAUCCUAGCUGAUUACGAGCCAGAGACCUCAAACAAGGCUGUAUGUGUUCUUCUACUCCUGAUGGCGUACUUCAAAGAACCCAAAACAUCCAUCAUACUUGAGCCAUGUGCCACUGCUGCGGAUGUGCAAAGGACACAGGAGCUGCCAAGCACCCCCUGCUUGAUUGUACAAGGUGACCUGAUGAAGCCAAGGGCAUGGCUGUUGUCGAUCGAGGAACAAGUGGUGAUGGGACCACACAGGAACAUGUUAAACGGGUUGGCUGCGCUUUUUUCCAGCUUCUACAAUUUUAAUCUUCAGUACCCUGAAGAGAGUUCCUGUACUUUGGAGUUUAUUCAGAGAUGCUUCCUGGGUAUCAAUCCAGAAAGUGGAUCCAAGACAAAGAGGAAGCGUGGAGGCAUCAAUGCACAUGUAAGCACUCUAAUGCGCAAACUGGUAGAUUUUGAGUGGCAGGGAGUGUAGGAUUUUUUCAACUUGAGAGUAUCCAAAAAAAGUUGAACUAUCCAUACAUUAGUUGGAAUCGUUGUACUGUUGUACAUUUUUGCACAUUUUAAUUUUAAUUUUUAAAGCUGUUUGUAAAGGGUGUCCCAUUUGUCAUGACCCCUUGUUUCCAUUUGCAGCCAUUUUGAUUUCAUUUAUUGUUUUUAAUAUUUACGAUUUGUUCUGAAUAAGUUGGGGGCAUGUUUAACUGCCUAUGAAUGUUGCUGUUGAAUGUAAUUGUACUUUGCACUUAUAAGCUUGAUUAAAAAGUGAAAAC